Molecule: messenger RNA, 1107 nt
Organism: Oldenlandia corymbosa var. corymbosa
Lineage: Eukaryota; Viridiplantae; Streptophyta; Magnoliopsida; Gentianales; Rubiaceae
Source: the annotation of a GenBank genome assembly
AUGGUUUCUCUAUGUGUAGCGUUUGAUGUUUGUGCGGAACUGAAUGAUCCUCUGUGUGUUAAUAUGGCCAGCUUGAAUGAUAAACAUGAAGUUACUAUGGUUAACCAAGUGUCUGUGGGAUUUAACUCUGAGGUUGCUGCAAAAACGGUUGAGCUGGUUGCUGUUAAUGCUGAUUGGGUACAUUUUGAUCAGAAGUUAUGGUUGGUAUCUGCUACAGAAAGCCAAUUUCUUCUUUGGUUGGGCAGUAUAGCGGUGUACAUGAAGCCCUGCAAUUUGCAAGACCUUGCAUUCAUCAACAACCAUUCUGGGAAUGAUGCUGUUGUUGGAAACCAAUUCUAUAGACCUAUCAAGUGGAAGAGUUUGAGGGGUUGUCAUCUUGUGAUUGCAUACAGUACUGGUUCCAUUAUCUACUUGGAACCAAUUACCAACAAUUUCUAUGCUUCAGUAUUUGUUCCUGACACUUUUAUGGCUGCUGUUGGUUUUCAUGGAUUAGCUGGCUACUCAUUUGCAAGUAUCUACUACAGUACCUAUGGACACGUGGAAAAGCUUGCCAAGGAAAUCAAGAAAGGAGCCGACUCUGUUGAAGGAGUGGAAGCCACUUUAUGGCAGGUGCCGGAAACACUUCCAGCAGAAGUUCUGGGGAAAAUGCACGCCCCACCAAAGAGUGAUGUCCCCGUUAUCACUCCCGAUCAGCUUCCUGACGCCGACGGUUUCAUUUUUGGGUUUCCGACACGUUUCGGGAUGAUGGCUGGACAAUUCAAAUCCUUCCUGGAUGCAACUGGUGGGCUGUGGGGUACCCAGAAACUCGCCGGAAAACCAGCCGGCCUCUUCUAUUCUACCGCCACUCAGGGAGGCGGUCAGGAGACUACCCCAUUGACUGCAAUCACUCAGCUUACUCAUCAUGGAAUGAUUUUUGUCCCAAUUGGGUACACCGCUGGGGCGGCGAUGUUUGACCUGAAUCAGAUCAAGGGUGGAAGCCCAUAUGGUGCCGGAACUUUCGCCGGAGGAGAUGGAUCCAGGCAGCCGUCUGAGCUUGAGCUGGGGGUUGCUCAUCAUCAGGGCAAGUACAUGGCCGGAAUUACCAAGAAGUUCAAGGGAUCCGCUUGA